GACCUUGGCUUUGAGCUUUAUCUAAGCCGAAAGAAAAGGUCCAAAACAACUUCACUGUGCUCUGAUUUGGACGAUUAUCUAAGUGAGGGUGUCAGUCCUCGAGCUCCUAAUGUUGGUGUUUUGGAUUGGUGGAGGGUGAAUGCUGGAAAAUACCCUCUGUUGAAAGAGGUAGCAAGAGAUUUGCUUGUUAUACCAGUGACUUCUGUGGCCUCAGAGUCAGCCUUCAGCUCUAGUAGUAGGCUGCUAGAUCCUCACCGGAGUAGGCUGCACUUUGAAACUGUUGAGGCAAUCAUGUGCACCCGUACCUGGAUUAAGGAUGGUAUUAGUAAAGAUGCUGGAAUGGAUGGG
This is a messenger RNA of Linum tenue, 348 nucleotides long. NCBI's taxonomy places the organism in Eukaryota, Viridiplantae, Streptophyta, Magnoliopsida, Malpighiales, Linaceae. The record is from the annotation of a GenBank genome assembly.